This is a messenger RNA of Sesamum indicum (sesame), 1980 nucleotides long. Its product is annotated as F-box/kelch-repeat protein At1g67480. Gene Ontology annotation, molecular function: protein binding. NCBI's taxonomy places the organism in Eukaryota, Viridiplantae, Streptophyta, Magnoliopsida, Lamiales, Pedaliaceae. The record is from RefSeq and is a predicted model, not a curated record.
GUGUUUGAGAAUAAAUUGAUAAUAACACAAGUUGUAGGGUGUCAGUUCUAUCCAGUUGCUUUGGAAUUCUGAUCUUCAGCCCAUUCCUUCCCUUCUCUUGACGACGAUAUUAGUUAAUAUCAUUCCCUCACUCCGUCCACCAUUCACCAUACCUUCUUCUGUUUUUACCCAUUAUUAUUAUUACAAUCCUCUAUCUUCGCACAAUCUUUUUUCAAUCCUUAUCCACUUCUCUCUAUUUAUUCAUACCUUUGAGUUUGGCGGUGCCUCUUCACUCACACUCCAAAUCCCCAGCCCAUCAUUGUCACCAAGAAAUGGAAGCAAAGGGAGGCUAAGAGUUAUUAGGUUAUGGCCUUGUCAGGUACUGGGGAAAUGUGUGAUGGAAAAUUCAUUUCUUUGGGAAAAUUUGAAUUUAGCAUUGCCCUGGUUGGUGUGAAGAAGCCGCCAAAGUACAAUAGGAUAAGUGAAAGUGGUAUGGAAUUUGAAUCUGAUUGGAUGAAACACCGGAAAUCAUCGGCCUUUACAGCUCAAGUAUUAUGUUCUGCAACAUCUUUUAUGGCUUGGUCUUGUAGAAUACCCAUAAGUGAAGGAUUUCAUGAAUUUCUGUAAUCGUGUGCAAGCACUUUUGUUGGAUCAAUAAUUUUUCUCUGGGAGACAAUUGGUGAAUGAUGAUUGUGGUGCCAAUCUCUCCUAGUUUCUGACUUUAAGGAUGCCAGCUUUUUUUCCUGUGAAGGAGCGAGUUCAAGAAUCAAAUAUGUGUUUCUCCAAUUUAGUCCAGCAAGAUGCCCCCACCACCAAAAAUAAAUCGAUGUUAAUUGCUAAGGUCAGUGAUGAUUUCCAUAGUCCCAUCUUGCCUGGAUUGCCUGAUGAUGUCUCAAAACACUGCCUUGCUCUUGUUCCCCGAUCGCAUUUCCCUGCUAUGGGUGCUGUGUGCAAAAGAUGGAGGUCAUUUAUUAAAAGCAAAGACUUCAUCAUUGUCCGGAAACUAGCUGGGGUGCUUGAGGAGUGGCUUUAUGUCCUGACUGUGGAUGCUGAAGGAAACGGGAGCCACUGGGAUGUGUUAGAUUGUUUGGGACAUAAGCACCAUGAGCUCCCACCUAUGCCUGGUCCUGCUAAAGCAGGAUUUGGCGUGGUCGUUCUCCAUGGGAAGCUUCUGGUUAUUGCUGGUUACUUGGUGGUUGAUGGCACCGGCUCUGUCUCAACAGAUCUAUACCAAUAUGAUUCUUGCCUCAACAGCUGGAGCAAAUUGGCCAGCAUGAAUGUGGGGCGCUAUAACUUUGCUUGUGCCGAGGUCAAUGGCUUGAUCUACGCCGCAGGAGGAUGUGGGGCUGAUGGAGAAUCUCUCUCAUGUGCCGAGGUGUAUGACCCUGAAAGUGACAAGUGGACUGUGAUAGAGAGCCUGAAGCGACCAAGGUGGGGCUGUUUCGCAUGUGGCGUCGAGGGAAAGCUCUAUGUUAUGGGUGGGAGGUCAAGUUUCACAAUCGGAAACUCAAGGUCUGUUGAUGUGUAUAGCCCUGAAAGGCACACAUGGUGCCAGAUGAAGAACGGUUGUGUUAUGGUUACUGCUCAUGCUUUGCUUGGGAAGAAGCUCUGUUGCAUGGAGUGGAAAAAUGAGCGUAAGUUGGCAAUCUUCAAUCCUGAAGACAACUCUUGGAAGAUGGUCCCAGUUCCAGUGACGGGAAGCUCGAGCAUCGGCUUUCGGUUUGGAAUUCUUGAUGGAAAGCUUUUGCUCUUCUCAUUACAGGAGGAUCCUGCCUACCACACGCUGUUAUACGAUCCAAAUGCUGCCCCAGGUUCAGAAUGGCAGACUUCUGAGAUAAAGCCUUCGGGAUUGUGCCUGUGCACUGUUACUAUUAAGGCAUGAGUUGUUUGUUAGAUUCAAACACAAUUGCUUUGUACCUAGGCAUUCAACGAUCUUAUUCAAUUUAUGUUACAGAAACACUGAACAAUCAUAAAGAGUUUAAUCUAACCUGGUUAACUUCA